CCCAUUAAAGUAUCAAAAUGUUGGUACCUUCUGACUAUACUCUGCCACCAUAAAAAACUCAACAAAGGAGAAGAUGAUCCAAUUGCAGACAGAGAGCCGCUUACGGAUCACGUACUCUUAGAACUAACCUUGUCCACCUUUGUAUUUAUUAUGGUGGCCAUUACUACUUCUCCUGGAAUCGAAUUCAGCCUUCCACUACCCCAGGUGUUAAACUAUAUUCUAGUUUGGUUCCAGGAAGAUAUCUUUGAGCGGAGGUCCCAAUACAAUGGAUACCGCCCAACAAAGGUAGGAACAGGUUGGACAAAAGAAAUUGAUCAAGCAUACAAUGGCAUACAAUCCCGAGGCAAAGAAUUAAACACAUUUCGCCAACAAAGGAUCAAACACCCCGGGAUCCCGUCCCGUGCAACAAAGGGUUGUGUGUAUUGGCCGCUUGUAUCUGUUACGCUAAAUCGCCCGAUUCCGGCAAUGACCGAAAUUUUGAUCCAAGCAAAGUGGGCAAACCAAAAUACCGACGACGAGUUGUAUCUCGAUUUAUUUUUGUUAUCGGCGAAGUCCUAA
Molecule: messenger RNA, 558 nt
Organism: Nezara viridula (southern green stink bug)
Lineage: Eukaryota; Metazoa; Arthropoda; Insecta; Hemiptera; Pentatomidae
Source: the annotation of a GenBank genome assembly